This is a messenger RNA of Choloepus didactylus (southern two-toed sloth), 3510 nucleotides long. It is a transcript of the gene LYSMD3, whose product is annotated as LysM domain containing 3. The record is from RefSeq and is a predicted model, not a curated record. The transcript has 3 exons. Lineage: Eukaryota; Metazoa; Chordata; Mammalia; Pilosa; Megalonychidae. Gene Ontology annotation, cellular component: Golgi apparatus. Gene Ontology annotation, biological process: Golgi organization. The coding region runs from base 1174 to 2094 and encodes 306 amino acids.
UUUUUUUUUUUGAGAAUUAAGUAAAAAAUAAGGCAUCUUUAAUUGUCACUUGUUAAAGUCCAAUUUGUUGAAGGAAUAGGUGUGAUCAUGACUUCAAAACUGCUUUUGAGAUGUACAAUGUGGGUAGCUUUCUUUAGUUGGGCAGCGGUGAAGUUAGGAAUCUAGCUCUUGGUAAUAAAUGUAAAAAAAUAUAGCUGUUAUUUACCUAUGUUAUCUAAAUAGGAACCCUUGAGUUUUUACAGCAUUACAGUGGUGACUUAGAACAGAGUCAGAAACUGUUUUUUAAGGGUUGGAUUCAAUUAUAUUAAAUAGUUCUAAAAAAUUGUGGAAGUAUGUACCUACAUAGAGUAAAAUCCAUUGUAAUUCAGCUAACAAAUUAAGAGCAUGGAGUGGGUCUCUUCUGAUUUUGUUUUUCUUUUUUACUUGGUACUCAUCUUACUUUACCUCUCCAUAGUAUCCAAAACUGAACUGAGUCCUUUGAGAUAUUAUUUUACCUUGGCUUCCUGACACAACACUUCCAUGGUUUCUUCUUCCUCUGGACACUCCUUUUCCAUAUUCUUGGCAGACUAAUUUUACUCUACCCACAUACUAAAUGUAGGAUUUUUUUCAAGGCUCAGUCUUGAGCCCUCUUUUCUUAUUCUGUACUCUCUCUGUAGGAAAUCUCACCCACACCCACAGCUCCAGUUUUCACCUGGGUGCACAUGAGUCAUAAAAUGGUAUCUCUAACCCAGACUUUUCCUCUGAUUUGCCUCUAUGGCCUGCAUGUCUACUUGAAAUUCUUUUUUGCUGUCUUACAGGAGUUUAUAAUCACAGUUCCUCUCCUACAAGCCACUCUUAUAGUGUUCCAUAUCUUAAAGAAUGGCACCACAAUUUAUUCAGUUAAGCAAAUCAAAAAUCUUGGAGUGAUUCUUAACUUCUUUCCUCUCACUCUUCAUAUUUGAACCACAUUACUGAGUCCUAUUUAUUUUAACUCUGGACUAUUUAUUUUAUCUCCGGAAUGCCUCUUAUAACUUGUUUACCUCUAUCUUUGACAGCAACUGAAAGCAGUCUACUAUCCUUUCUUAUAUGAACAAUUAAUAUGAAGUUAAAGCUGUGAAUGUGGAUUAGUGUUUCAUGUUCUUGUUUUUGUUCAUUUUUUAAUGAGCGUAAAUCAACUUGAAGAUUUUUGAUAUUAUGGCAGGGAGGAAGCAGAAUCGUAGUUUUCCUCUUCCAGGGAUUCAGUCAAGUGGGCAAGUACAUGCAUUUGGAAAUUGUACAGACAGUGAUGUGUUGGAGGAGGAUGCUGAAGUGUAUGAGCUUCGAUCCAGAGGAAAAGAAAAAGUUCGAAGAAGUACAUCAAGAGAUAGACUUGAUGACAUUAUAGUAUUAACAAAAGAUAUACAGGAAGGAGAUACUUUAAAUGCAAUAGCCCUUCAAUACUGUUGUACGGUAGCAGAUAUCAAGAGGGUUAACAAUCUCAUCAGCGAUCAAGAUUUUUUUGCCCUUAGGUGUAUCAAAAUUCCAGUUAAAAAGUUUAGUUCACUGACGGAAACACUUUAUCCUCCAAAAGGAAGGCAGGCUUCACGUCCUUCACCUGUUCAAUAUGCUCUAGAACAACAGGAAAUUUUGCCAGCUAAUGAUUGCCUUUCUUCCAGUGAGUCAGCUGGUAGCUUUUUAAAAGAAGUGGACCGAGACAUAGAACAAAUAGUAAAAUGUACAGACACCAAAAGGGAGAACCUUAAUGAGGUGGUGUCUGCCUUAACAGCACAACAAAUACAUUUUGAGCCUGAAAACAGAAACACUCAACGUAGGGAUCCCUAUUAUGGAGCAGACUGGGGAAUAGGGUGGUGGACAGCUGUAGUGAUAAUGUUGAUAGUAGGUAUAAUAACACCAGUAUUUUAUUUGCUGUAUUAUGAAAUUUUAGCUAAAGUGGAUGUUAGUCACCAUUCAACAGUGGAUUCUUCACAUUUGCAUUCAGGAAUCACACCCCCAUCACAGCAGAGAGAAAUGGAAAAUGGAAUUGCGCCAACUAAAGAAAUAAACUUUGACCAACAAGAUGAUCAUAAACUGUAUAGCCAAAACUCUCAGUCACUUGCUGCUCAACACAAAACCUAGCAAUUAGCUCAUAAUCACAGUGUUAGUGAUCACAUGGGCAUCUGGAAUUCAGUGAAUCAAUUCAAUAACCACUUCAAAGGCAGUAUUUAGAGUGAAGAUGAUUUGCUGUGUGUGGAUUUUUUUCCCCACUUUUUUCUUUUUUUGAGCCAUUUACAGUGGAUUGUGUGUAAAAAUCCCUAAACUUGCUAGUUGUUAAUGUUGCAAGUAGUCCGUAAUUUCUGUUCUAACAUUGUAUCAUUGCUCAGAGAAAUGAAUUUAAAUAUGUGUUUAGGAAGUUCUUAACUUGGAAAAUGCAUCAUUUUUCUUAUUCAAGACCAGUUAUGCUUACAUUUUAUUUUUUAAAGUAAUUUUUGGUUUAAGGUUAUUAAUGUUAAACACUAUGAAUGAUAGCAUUGGAUGUUUGCAAUUGAAAAAAAUUCACUGUGAGCCAUCAAAAUAAUGAGUUGCAAAAAAAAAAAUGACUAUUUAUGAUAGCAUGCACUUAACAGUCCAUUUUGAGACUUUUUAAAAACAUUUAAGUAGAAACAGGGAAAGUAAUGUAUAAUUCCUGUAAUAGAGGCUAAGAAAUAGACGGUUUUUUAUAUGUUGUGGUUGGGAAGUUGACAUUUGGUCACUGACACACUGGAAUAGGUCAAAGUGAAUGCUUUCUUCCCUAGGCAGACCCUACCUGUCUCUGCUCCUGUUUUUAAAAGGAUUCUAUUUGCCUCUUAAAUUUUAAAGCACUUUUUGCAGUUCUUUGGUGAAAAGUAUUACACACUUACAAAUUAGCAUUAUUUAGGAAAUUUUUACAUACUGUGAUAAAUUGUUGCUGUGAUACAUGUAGUAACAUGCCUUAAUUACAUUUAAUGCCUUAAAAUAAUACUUCAUGUAAGUUAAUAUAAUUUUUGAAUUAAAAUUAAACAUUACUUCAGAUAGUCAAAUCCAAUUCAUUAAUAGCCUGUAUGAAUUCAUUUCCCCUUUCACUAUCAAGCACAAGUUAAUGGGGGCAAAACAAAUCUAUCAUCUGCCUCUGAAAUUUGUUAGAGAAAAUGGUUCAUUAAGCAAAAACAAGGGUAAAGGGGUCUUUUAGCAUUAGCAAAUUUUAUAAAUUUAUCACUCCCUUAAUCUCUGUUUUUCAAAGAGAAACUGUCCCACUUAGACUUUUUUCUGAACUGUAGCAUCCAGUUGAGGAACAGAGACCAAAGGUUUGUGUAUUGGCCUAAAAGGGCUUGAUACUGCUGCUUUAUUAUGGAUUUGCUAAGGAUCAACCACUGUCUGGCUAAGUAAGAAGCAUUUGCACAUAGAUACCAUUGUUUAAUUUUUUAAAAUAUGUUUUUAAAAUGUAACCAAAAUGAUGCAGUAGAAGCAAGAUUUGGAGGAGUCUGGAUUGCCUUUGCUAUGUAUAAUAAAGCAUGUACCGUAAGAUAUAUAAUACCA